AUGGAGAAACUGGGCCGGGAAAUAUCUAUCACUUGUGAUAUCAUUGAUAACAUUAAAAGCAUCCAUGAUUUAUACAGAGAUGGUUAUGAUGAAAACGUCUCAUCUUUCCUUAAGAGUAUUGAAGCUCGAAAAACAGGUGAUGCGUGGACUUAUGGCAGGAGGCUUCACAAUGCAGAGAGUUUACUUCAAAUGUUACUGGAUUUACAUUAG
Molecule: messenger RNA, 210 nt
Organism: Arabis nemorensis
Lineage: Eukaryota; Viridiplantae; Streptophyta; Magnoliopsida; Brassicales; Brassicaceae
Source: the annotation of a GenBank genome assembly